AUGGCUGCUACUACCGUCGCUGCUUCGAGAGGGAAGCCGUUAGGCUACGAGCCGACACAGGCGGUUCUCAAACAUCUCAAAUUUGGUAAAAGACAAGAGAUCCACCGCCACAUCCCACAACUCCGUACAACCAACGCAUUGCUUCCAUAUACAAUCAAAUCGGUGUCCUUCUCAAUGAACUCCAUUUCAAUCGACAGAAAUCAUUGGACUUUUGGACAAAGACCGGAUACGCGAGUCCCGAAUAAUGGCCGUGUGGUUUUCCCGCGUUUUGCUCCUCCAACUCUGAACACUGGAACAGUGACUUAUUCUGGAAAAGGUGAAUAUCUUCACUUCAAAACUGAAAAGACUGCCGAAGAGUGUUAUGAGCUGCUUUUCGACACCUUUUUCAAAAAUGGAACCGUCGUCAAGGAUACGGUAUGGAUCAAUGGUCUUCCAACGUUCAUGCAAACAAAAGAGACACAAGGGUUUACGAGAAUUCGAAUGAUGUCAAAACUCGUCUUGGGUCAUAUCGAAACGCCUCGAAUCUUCUACGACUUCGUCCGAUUUGCUGAUUUUGGAAAUUUGGAGUCUAUCCAGUUCAAAGCAGGCUAUAGGAAUGCGGAUUGUGUAGGAACACCAGAGUUCAUCAACUGCCCGACCCUAAAACUCGACGUUUCAAACUUGGAAUUCGGAACUGAGAAUAAGCACAUGAAUGACAUUUACAAUCUCAAAAAUCGUCAUUUGGAGUAUGAAUAUCAUCAUUUCAAAGUUGAUCAGGUUGAAACAUUGGUCGAGAAAUGGCUCUCAUCCAACCGUGAAAUCGGGACUCGAUUCACUCUGAAAAUGUUUUCUCCGGAAAGAUAUGAGAAGAUUCUCGAAAUGUUCGACAGAUGCAGAAAGCGAUUCCGAGGGGUGUGGUCAAAGCAUCCGGGACUUGGACAAUCCUUCCAUGCCAACGGAGUCACGAUUCCAAUGAGAGAGGGUCGAGAGUUGGUGAUGUUUGGUGGAUUCGAAUCUGUCUACAGACCAGAUACCCUUGAGAUGGAGGUCAUGAAAGGUGGAUCGUCGGUGAAGAGAGCUUGGAGAAGAGGAGACUAA
Molecule: messenger RNA, 1077 nt
Organism: Caenorhabditis remanei
Lineage: Eukaryota; Metazoa; Nematoda; Chromadorea; Rhabditida; Rhabditidae
Exons: 5
Coding region: 1-1077 (358 amino acids)
Source: RefSeq, a predicted model, not a curated record